AUGAAUUUCAAUCCGCGAACGUUUCUGUUCGCCGUGUGUCUGGGCUUGGGCUUAAACUGGAGCUCUGCUGUCUAUAAUUAUAAAGCACCUCCUCGCGGUUAUUUCUAUCCCAGGCCAGAACGACUGCCACCGCUGCCAGUCAAUGGGAGUUCGACUGGGACACCGGGUUCCGGCCUACCGCCCGGAGUGCAAUCGGAUUUCAUUGAUGAUCUGAUUGAGGGCCAUAAGCAGCAAAUCUUAUCGAGUGUCUUGGGCGGGGCCAGUGAGACUCCGUUGGACUCGGCAUCAGCCUCAGCCUCCUUCUCGCCCCUCGAGGGCGGCGGUGCAAAGGCGUUCCGCGUCAAUCGUUGUGCCAGCUGCACCUGCGGCGUGCCUAACGUCAAUCGAAUUGUGGGCGGCACCCAAGUGCGGACCAACAAGUACCCAUGGAUUGCACAGAUCAUACGCGGGACUCUCCUCUUCUGCGGCGGAACUUUGAUCAAUGAUCGCUAUGUCCUGACUGCUGCUCACUGUGUCCAUGGCAUGGACAUGAGGGGCGUGUCCGUGCGUCUCCUUCAGUUGGAUAGGAGCUCUACCCAUUUGGGGGUGACGCGAUCGGUGGCCUUUGCCCAUGCCCAUGCCGGCUACGAUCCUGUCAGUCUUGUCCAUGACAUUGCCCUGCUGCGACUGGAUCAGCCGAUUCCCCUGGUGGAUACGAUAAGGCCGGUCUGUUUGCCCACCCAUUGGUUUCAGAAUUUUGACUUCCAGAAGGCCGUCGUGGCGGGUUGGGGCCUGAGCCAGGAGGGUGGCUCCACCUCGAGUGUCCUGCAGGAGGUGGUCGUGCCCAUCAUCACCAAUGCCCAGUGCCGGGCCACUUCCUACAGGUCAAUGAUUGUGGACACUAUGCUCUGUGCUGGCUAUGUCCAAACCGGAGGUCGCGAUGCUUGUCAGGGUGACAGCGGUGGUCCACUGAUCGUCAGGGAUCGCAUCUUCCGUCUGGCCGGAGUGGUGUCCUUCGGCUAUGGCUGUGCCAAGCCCGAUGCUCCCGGUGUCUACACUCGCGUCUCUCGUUAUUUGGACUGGAUAGCAGUCAAUACCAGAGAUUCGUGCUAUUGUAUUAAUUAG
Messenger RNA from Drosophila miranda, 1104 nucleotides. RefSeq names its product trypsin-1. NCBI's taxonomy places the organism in Eukaryota, Metazoa, Arthropoda, Insecta, Diptera, Drosophilidae. The record is from RefSeq and is a predicted model, not a curated record. Gene Ontology annotation, biological process: proteolysis. Gene Ontology annotation, molecular function: serine-type endopeptidase activity. The transcript is spliced from 3 exons. Bases 1 to 1104 code for a protein of 367 amino acids.